Messenger RNA from Annulohypoxylon maeteangense, 2142 nucleotides. RefSeq names its product polyamine transporter 1. The record is from RefSeq and is a predicted model, not a curated record. Gene Ontology annotation, biological process: transmembrane transport. Gene Ontology annotation, molecular function: transmembrane transporter activity. The coding region runs from base 85 to 1755 and encodes 556 amino acids. Lineage: Eukaryota; Fungi; Ascomycota; Sordariomycetes; Xylariales; Hypoxylaceae. The transcript has 7 exons.
CCAUCCCGGAGAACCAGAGCAUCCUCUACUUAUACUUCAGUUGCAUACUCUUAUCUAUUUGGCACUGGUCAACACUUCUCCGUCAUGUCGUCGCCGGAGGAGUCCUCUUCGGAGUCGUCCGCUACGAUGACCGAGAACGAGCGUGACGUCGAGUCACAAAAACCCAGCAGUCACUUGUCUUACUUUCAGCGCCAAUUCGAACUGUCCGGCAUAUCUCCCGCGGUCUUGGCGUGGAAGUAUAGGGGCGAAGGAACCGUUGAAGAGCCGUUCGUAGUCGACUUCCUUCCCGAUGAUCCUAAGAACCCGAUGAAGUUUUCGGAGGCGAAAAAAUGGGGUAUCACUGCCAUGCAGGCCAUCGCUGUGCUUGCUGUCACCUUCGUUUCUACGGCCUAUACGGGGGGUAUCAGUGAGGUUAUUAAAGAAUUCCACAUCAGCGAAGAAGUAGCAAUCUUGGGUGUCUCCCUAUUUGUCAUUGGCUUUGCCAUAGGACCGUUGAUAUGGGCACCACUGUCGGAAAUGUAUGGCAGACAGAUACUAUUCUUCUUUACGUAUAUGGGCCUAACGGCAUUUAAUGCCGGUGCGGCGGGAUCGCCAAAUAUCCAGACGCUUAUCAUCCUCCGCUUCUUUGCCGGAACGAUUGGAAGUUCUCCCUUAACUAACUCUGGCGGUGUCAUCGCCGAUAUGUUCCCCGCUACCAAACGAGGGUUAGCAACCGCCUUAUUUGCUACCGCCCCAUUCCUAGGCCCGUCUAUUGGCCCGAUUGUUGGUGGUUUUCUCGGUGUUGGAGGAGGUUGGCGAUGGGUUGAAGGUCUCAUGGCUUGCUUUACCGGAAUCCUCUGGAUCCUAUGCACUUUCCUCAUCCCUGAGACGUACGCCCCUAUCCUCCUCCGAAGACGGGCUGAGCAGCUGUCCAAGAUGACUGGCAAAGCCUACAUAUCCAAGAUGGAUGCCGGUAAACCUAAGAAGACCAUGGGCCGCGAAUUCAAGGUUGCCUUAUCUAGACCUUGGAUCCUAUUGUUCCGUGAACCUAUCGUUCUUCUGACCUCUCUAUAUAUGGCCAUCGUAUACGGAACCUUAUACAUGAUGUUCGCCGCGUUUCCUAUCGUCUACCAACAAUAUCGAGGGUGGUCUCCAGGUGUCGGCGGUCUUGCUUUCCUAGGUAUUGCUGUCGGGAUGUUAUUUUCGGUUGCUUACAGCGUUUACGACAACAAGCGAUACGCCAAGACUGCUGCAGCGCACCACGGCAACGCUCCGGCCGAAGCACGGCUGCCACCUGCCUUGAUCGGCUCUGUGCUACUCCCAAUAGGCCUAUUCUGGUUUGCGUGGACGAAUGGUCCUAAUAUCCAUUGGAUCGUAUCUAUCAUCGCUUCCGCAUUCUUCGCUUCCGGGCUUGUCCUGGUCUUCUUGAGUCUGAUGAACUAUCUGAUCGAUUCAUAUGUCAUCUACGCAGCAUCGGCCCUCGCCGCGAAUUCCGUUCUACGAUCGAUCUUCGGCGCCGCAUUCCCCUUAUUCACAACUGCCAUGUACAACAAUUUGGGCAUACACUGGGCCAGCUGUGUCCCGGCGUUUCUCGCCCUAGCCUGUCUACCCUUUCCAUUUUUGUUCUAUAAAUACGGCGGCGCCAUCCGAAUGAGAUGCAAGUUUGCCGCCGAGGCUGCUGAGGUCCUAGUCAGGAUGCGGACAGGGACUAACGAUGGUAGACAACCCCCAGGAGGAGGCCCGAAAGAAGGGCAGGAAAAGCAAGAAAAAGAAUAAAAAUUUAAAACAACUCAAUUCAUUUACUGACGACGGUCACGAUCUCGGGUAAUCUGGAUAAUGGAUAACAUGGGAUCUCGAUAGAAAACAAAGUGGUGAAUUUCGGGCGCAUUUCAAUGCAUAGCGGUCGUUGAUUUCCCGCCGCACAAUAUCUGGGCAACUUGGUAAUCACUUGGGUAUAAUGGGUGGUUACUUCUAGAUACCACAAGACACACAACUCUUGAAUACAUAUUUUCUAAUGUUUUGAUAUAAAGACGAUGUUGGCGCAUCUAUAGUAUCUCAUAUACGAUGCUCUUUGAAGCCUUGAUAGGUACUUAGGUAGGUAGGUAUAUAAGCGCAUGCUGUCCAUGGUUUGAAACUAAGAGCUAAAGCAAGGGUACGUAAAGG